UGUAAGGCGUAGAAGUGAGAAAACAAAUUGAGUCGGUAAUGUGUAUUAGGGCGCUAGGACCGGGCGCCAGGAAGGUGCGACUUUGGGGCUGCCGGGCCGCGCUCUUGCUUAGAGGCGACGCUGCGAUGGCCGAGGUCUCAGGGCGAGACGAACCUGUGCAGGGAUAGGGGACUUGACUGCCUUCGGCCUCUUCUCUCCUCCCCCCUGCGCUCUCCUUUGCUCGCCUUCCCUCCUACAGCUUGAGGGUAGUACCCUGAUCCUGGGACGCCCAGCCUCUCCAACUCCACAGCACCUUACCCGCCCAGCCGUCCACUCUUGCGCACCCCUGCGCGCCUCUGUCUGGUGGUUUAGGCCGUGGGGGGCCGGGCCGUUGAUUGGCUGCUGGGACCGCGGGGAGGGGCUGGUGAACAACGCUCGCCCUCCGGGCCUCAGUGUCUUUCCCGCCAUGUCGUUCGUGGAGAGCGGGAGGCGCCCGGCCCCUCUGCGCCGUCGUCCGGGUACCCCUGUCCCGUUCGCUCGGCCGGCAUUUUCCGCUUCCACUCAGGGAGACAGCUGGGGUGAGGGUGAAGUCGAUGAGGAGGAGGGAUGCGACCGAGUAGCCCGUGACCUGCGAGCGGAAUUCUCGGCCAGGGCGUCGCCCGAACCUAGAAAGGACUCGCUCCUCCGGCCAGAUGGGGACGGGUCUUCCCUCCUGGCGGAUAAGCGGAAUGGCAUCUUGGCGGAUGCGGGCGGUCGAACCCGAGCUCGGCGCUGGCCGGUCCAGGUCCUCUCAAUUCUCUGUUCGCUGCUGUUCGCCAUCCUCCUCGCCUUCCUCCUCGCCAUCACCUACCUGAUCGUAAAAGAGUUACAUGCUGAAAAUUUGAAGAAUGAAGAUGAUGUUCACACUGGGCUGUUAGGAUUCUGGACUCUACUUAUAAUAUCCCUAACAGCUGGAUUCUCCUGCUGCAGCUUUUCUUGGACAGUGACUUAUUUUGAUUCUUUUGAACCAGGAAUGUUUCCUCCUACUCCCCUUUCACCUGCCAGGUUCAAGAAACUGACCGGACAUUCUUUCCACAUGGGCUAUAGCAUGGCAAUUUUGAAUGGCAUUGUAGCUGCUCUUACUGUAGCAUGGUGCCUCAUGUAAACCCACAGUUAACAAAACUUAGUCAUGAACAUCAUUGCCUGCUUGGAAGACCAAGAAACCUGCUGUUCAUUAUGUGGUUCAAAUAUCAUCAUCAUCAUGGAGGACUUUUUGAGCAUGGUUGUAGAGCCUAGGCAUUGGGAAUAUCUAAGUAUUAAGUUUCAAGUAAUUCUUAAAAGUGUGAGAUGUUUACCUCAUCUUUUUACUUUUGUGUCUCUUGUCCUUAUAGAAAACAUUUUAAUGGAAAUCAAACUUGAAAACUUGAAUACAGGACAUCUUGUAUCAAUGCCUGCCUUUCCAUGUAUAUGUAUAUACUACCUUUUUGCUGAGAUACUGAUAGUACGGUUAAUUAAGAUAGAAAUAUUUCUUAUUUAUUCAUUAUAUUAGAACAGCAAACAAUGCCUACUACUUUUAUAGAUGCUACUUUUAAAUCAGAAUAGUUUUUGAUAUAUAAUCAAUACAAGGUGCAUUUAUAUUUUUUAAUGGGGCAUAGUUCCUUAUGUGUUUUUUUACAUAUUUUCCUACUAUAUAUUGAAUUUGUAUGUUUUUAGACAAAUGUAAAUAUUAUUUUUUAGCUGGUAUAAACCUAACAGCUACCAUUUUUAAUAGGUAUUUUUGUCUAAGAAAAGUAAAUUGGGGACUUACCUGGUGGCCCAGUCAGUUAAGGACAGGGAACUUCCUCAUGCCAUGGGCAUGGCCAAAAAGAAAAAAAAAAUACAUUGGCUUGAGUUUAAAACUAAGUAGGAGUUCCUACUGUGGCCCAGCAGGUUAAG
Molecule: messenger RNA, 1893 nt
Organism: Phacochoerus africanus (Common warthog)
Lineage: Eukaryota; Metazoa; Chordata; Mammalia; Artiodactyla; Suidae
Gene: ARL6IP6
Product: ADP ribosylation factor like GTPase 6 interacting protein 6
Exons: 4
Coding region: 446-1123 (225 amino acids)
Source: RefSeq, a predicted model, not a curated record